AUGAUCAACAUACAGGCGGCCUUACCUAAGGAGCAGUUUGAGCAAUUGCUGCUGUAUUUGCGGAGCUCGAGCUGGCUUGUACUGUUCCGAGAUUUCGUUUGCUUCAUUGUGGUUUGCCGCUAUUUGCGCGUAAUUGAGCAUUAUCUCAUUACAUAUGGUGUGAGUGGAUCCAUUCACCGCUUAUACAGAGCAGUUGCCGGUGAUUUCGUGGCUUCCACUAUGCAGUUGCCGCUAGUGCGCGGUGCUGUACAAAAGCAGGUUGAUAAAGCUCUAGACGAAAUCGAUAGCAAAUUUGUUCACCGAAACGGACUCCCAAUUCACCAUGAAAUUCCUGAAAAGGCCAUAAACCCCAAAGAAAUUUCCCACAUUAUGAAGACUUUGGACACAAUUAAGCGGUCCGAUUGGGAGAAUGGCCGCCUGUCAGGUGCUGUCUACCAUGGCGGACAUGACCUUCUAGAGCUGCAAACAAAAGUGUACGGUCAGUAUACUGUUGCCAAUCAGUUGCAUCCUGAUUGUUUUCCUGCAGUUAGACACAUGGAUGCUGAGGUUGUUUCUAUGGUUCUGGAUCUGUAUAACGGACCCCAAGGUUCCUGUGGCACCAGUACCAGUGGUGGUACUGAAUCUUUGCUUUUGACUUGCUUGGCGGCUCGAGAAAAGGCCAAAGCUGAACGAGGUGUUACUGAACCUGAGAUCAUUGCACCAGUAACCAUUCAUGCCGGUUUUGAUAAAGCCGCGUACUAUUUUGGAAUGAAACUGAUUCAUGCCCCAGUCGACAAAAAGACAGGCAAGGUGUCACUCAAAGCAGUGGAGAAAUUAAUUGGUCCCAAUACGGUUUUACUUGCUGGUUCGGCUCCUAAUUUCCCUCAUGGCAUUAUUGAUGAUAUUGAGGGAUUGAGCAAAAUUGCUUUGAAGCACAGACUUCCGUUACAUGUCGAUGCUUGUCUAGGCUCUUUUAUCGUUCCUUUCCUUAGAGAUCUUGGCGUUGAUGCUCCACUGUUCGAUUUCCGCGUUCCUGGUGUUACUUCGAUUUCUUGUGACACCCACAAGUAUGGGUUUGCUCCUAAAGGAUCAUCGGUUAUUAUGUACCGUACUGCGGAGUUGUGUCAUUACCAGUAUUUUGUUUCCGUCGACUGGUCUGGUGGUCUUUAUGCCUCGCCUACCCUGGCGGGAUCCAGACCCGGUGCGUUGAUGGCUGGGUGCUGGGCAACCCUGCUUUACAUGGGUAAGGAUGGCUAUCGUGAAACUGCGAGAGCAAUUGUGUCUUCUGCUCAAAAAUUGAAGACGGCAUUGCGUACGCACCCCGUCUUGGCGGAAACCCUUUCGGUGAUCGGUGACCCCCUCGGAUCUGUAGUCGCAUUCCAAUCCAAGAAGGUGAAUGUGUACGAUCUUAGUGACACCAUGUCCAAGAAAGGCUGGCACCUGGCGACGCUGCAGAAUCCAGCAUCUGUCCACCUAGCUGCGACCCGCUUGACUAUCGAGAGUAUCGACGAGCUAAUCGCUGAUCUAGUCGCUAGCGUUGAAACGUUGAUCUCCUCUGGAUCCGAAACGGUGAAGGACGGAACCAAAGCACUCUAUGGUGUAGCUGGCAGUGUGCAAACCGCCGGAAUUGCCAAAGCUUUGGCAACGGGCUUUGUAGACGCACUGUACAAAACGUAG
Wickerhamiella sorbophila is the source of this 1656-nucleotide messenger RNA. RefSeq names its product Sphingosine-1-phosphate lyase. Gene Ontology annotation, biological process: sphingolipid catabolic process; carboxylic acid metabolic process. Gene Ontology annotation, molecular function: pyridoxal phosphate binding; sphinganine-1-phosphate aldolase activity. The record is from RefSeq and is a predicted model, not a curated record. Gene Ontology annotation, cellular component: endoplasmic reticulum. The transcript has 3 exons. Lineage: Eukaryota; Fungi; Ascomycota; Dipodascomycetes; Dipodascales; Trichomonascaceae. The coding region runs from base 1 to 1656 and encodes 551 amino acids.